AUGAUAUUGAACUCAACGCUGCUGGUGCUGGCAGUGUGCGGGCGCCGGCUGUGGCCGCAGGGGCGCAUCGUCGGCGGAACCAAGUCCAGCUUCGGGCAAUGGCCGUGGCAGAUCUCGCUGCGCCAGUACAGGACGUCGACGUAUCUGCACAAAUGCGGUGCGGCGCUUCUUAACGAGAAUUGGGCGAUCACCGCAGCUCAUUGCGUCGAGCACGUACCCCCCUCGGAGCUGCUAGUUCGACUCGGCGAACACGAUUUGGCGACUGAAGACGAGCCAUACGGCUUCGCUGAGCGCCGGGUGCAAAUUGUCGCAAGCCAUCCUCACUUCGACCGGAACACGUUCGAAUACGACUUGGCGCUGCUUAGGUUCUAUGAGCCCGUGACGUUCCAACCGAACAUACUGCCCGUAUGCGUGCCUGACAAUGACGACGAUUACGUGGGCAAGACGGCCUACGUCACCGGCUGGGGCAGACUUUACGACGAGGGCCCGUUGCCGACGGUGCUCCAGGAGGUCCAAGUGCCCGUGAUCAAUAACACCGCCUGCGAAGCCAUGUACCAAGCUGCCGGGUACACGGAACACAUCCCCAACAUCUUCAUCUGCGCCGGCUGGAGGUCAGGUGGAGCCGACAGCUGCGAAGGGGACAGCGGCGGGCCGAUGGUGGUCCAGAGGGGGCGCGACGGCCGCUUCGUGCUGGGCGGCAUCAUCUCGUGGGGCAUCGGCUGUGCGGAGCCCAACCAGCCGGGCGUCUACACGCGCAUCUCCGCCUUCCGCGACUGGAUCAACCAGAUCCUGCAGUUC
This is a messenger RNA of Iphiclides podalirius (scarce swallowtail), 798 nucleotides long. Lineage: Eukaryota; Metazoa; Arthropoda; Insecta; Lepidoptera; Papilionidae. The record is from the annotation of a GenBank genome assembly.